GUCCAAGCGAUGGGGUGCACCGGCGCCUAAACGAGUGUUUCACAAACAGCAGUACCUUCAACGCCGAGUUCGUUACGCUGGAACCUAUGGAUCAUGCUGCAGCGGCAACAGUUACAUCUCACAAGGAAGCCCAAAUUCAUGGACAACAACUGUCUACAACAGCAACAGCUACUCUGGCACUAUGCCAUCGUCAUCUCACUCCAUGGUCUUCUCACAGGGUCUCACGGGAAAAAGCUGCGCUCGCUGUUCCAAUUCAUAUUUCACAUACAACUCAGGGUCAAGUCACACCGGUUUCGGUAGUUCUGACGAUAAAUCUCUGAGUACAAAUGCAAAAGAGGAACUUCAAACCUCGAGCAACAGUCCUUCGUCGAACUCAUGGAAGUCUUCGUCCAGCUGUGCAUCAUGUUCGAUGGGAACAGGAAGCGGCACUCUUUCCUACGUGCAAAAUACCAAUCCAUCCUUAGCAACUAGUGGCUUUUUUUCCUCGUCGUCGUCAUCCAGCAGCUUCUCCUCAUCAUCAUCGAGUUCAUCCUCCUCUUCAUGGUUCAGUACAUACUCGGACUCGCAAUCUAAUUCAGGUCAAAGCGGCUUUCAAAGUUCAAGUGCUGCUAGUUCUCAGAGUGGCUCGUCAGCUAAUGAAGCACAAACCGUUCAAACACAAAACAACAAUGGCAACCCACCGCUACUUUCAACGGGGCAGAACACUCCUGAGCUGUAUAGCUGCACAACAUGCUCCAGUGGAGUGGAAUCACCGACCAGUUCAGAUGUAAAAGAAGUCAUUCCAACGCCAAACAGUGGCCCCAGUUGGGCACAAGCGAGGUCCAAGUCCACCAGCUGCUUAAAAUGCUCACAAGGGAACAGUGAUACUAACAAUACCAGCUCGUCCGCUGGCUUUGAGUCGGAAAAAACUGGAAACAAAUUCGAGGCAGCCGAUUCGAAAAGCGACAUGGCCGAUAUUAAGAGUAGCUCUUAUGCCAGACCAACAAUUAUUGAGCAAAAAGACGCAGUAGAAUCAGAGCUUGAGAAGGAAGUUCCACUCCCUCCAACGGAUGAGGAGCUCAUUGCAACCAGUUGCACGAUGUGUUCGGGUGUUCCCAGUACGGGUUACUACUCCAAUGUAGAAGUUCCGACUUCAGCUCCAUCACUCAGCUGCUCCAUAUGUUCACAAAAAGCAACUAGCGCCGACACUUUUGCUCCUUCCGUUGAUUACAAAUUCGAAGCAACUAGAGCGGUUCCUCAGACAGAGGUUGAGCCUUCUUCAAAAAAAUGGGAAUACGUCUAUGACAAAGUUCAAAGCAUUCUCAAGAGCUUUGAGUAA
Molecule: messenger RNA, 1318 nt
Organism: Ostertagia ostertagi
Lineage: Eukaryota; Metazoa; Nematoda; Chromadorea; Rhabditida; Trichostrongylidae
Source: the annotation of a GenBank genome assembly